CGUCGAAUAGGAAUACGAGAGAACAUGAGCAUGUGCACAUUUUGCAUCGACGCCUCCAGGGUCUCUUGACGACUGUGCGACAGAUAGAAACCCAAAUAGACGAAACAACGUUGUUGUGCAACUACGCAGUUAAAACAGCCAAUGGAGCCAAUGGGCUUGGAGGUAGAGCAGGAACGUCGAGAGAGCAAUUGCAACAUCAUCAAGGCCUUGAUAUGCGAACAAGAGCUGCUCCUGAAUACAAUGGGCUAACCAGUAGGUCUCCUGGAGGUGGAGCUGGAGGGAAGCAUCCAAUUGGUGGUGCUAAUGGACACGGACGAGGCCCCUCUGCAUCUACUUUGUUUCAAGAACAACUACAGCAGCAUACAAGAUCUACUGGCACGGCUUCUUUUCGUGCGACUGGC
Messenger RNA from Amoebophrya sp. A25, 401 nucleotides. The record is from the annotation of a GenBank genome assembly. Lineage: Eukaryota; Dinophyceae; Syndiniales; Amoebophryaceae.